Molecule: messenger RNA, 443 nt
Organism: Emiliania huxleyi CCMP1516
Lineage: Eukaryota; Haptophyta; Isochrysidales; Noelaerhabdaceae
Exons: 1
Molecular function (GO): protein binding
Source: RefSeq, a predicted model, not a curated record
GGCGGUGCGACCCAAACGUGCGAGACUUGUACGGCGUGACGCCGCUGCACAAGGCGGUCGCCUUCGGGCAGGCGACGAGCGUGGCGGCGCUGCUCGACGACCCGCGCACCGAGGUGGACCGGCCGGUCGGCGAGCCGAGGGCGCCGGCCGAGCACGGUGCCCUCUCCGGCGGCGAGACGCCGCUGCUGCUCGCCGCCUCGCACACGUACCACUUCCACCACACGAAGCACACGCGCAUCGCGAGCCUGCUGCUUGCUGCGGGCGCAGACCCGAACCUGGUCGUCGCCGAGGCGGGCGGUCAGACCGCGGCGCACCGCGCUGCGCAGGCGGGGAACGCGGGGGUGGUGGCGAGCCUCCUCCGGUGCGGCCGUGCGCGGUGGGAGCUGCGCGACGACCGAGGCCGCACUCCGCGCGAGCUCGCCGAGGAGCACGGCAGGACAGAG